AUGGCGUCCCACGCGCGGUUGUUGGCCUGCGUCGCCGUGGCGGUGCUGCUGCUGGUGGCGUCGGGCAACGUGCACGCCGGCCGGCACGGGCACGGGCGCGCGGCGCACAGGCACACCAAGGGCCUGCGGCCGGGGAAGGCGGCGGCGGCUAAGGCGGCGAAGCCUUACCCGGCGAACGCGACGUCGAUCGAGCGGGGUUUCACGAGGUGGGUGCAGUUCAUGGGCGGGCUGGAGCACAGCGUGUUCCAGCGCGCGCUGAACCGCGCGCCGCUCCCGACGACGCGCACGGUGGUCGUUGACAGGACCCCCGGCGCGGGCGACUUCACGAGCAUCCAGGCCGCCGUCGACUCGCUCCCGGUCAUCAACCUCGGCCGCGUCGUCAUCAGGGUCAAUGCCGGCACUUACACUGAGAAGGUGAACAUCUCGCCGCUGCGAGCGUUCGUGACGGUGGAGGGCGCCGGCGCCGACAAGACGGUGGUGCAGUGGGGCGACACGGCGGGCAUGGUCGGGCCCUGGGCCCGCCCGUUGGGCACCUUCGCCUCCGCCACCUUCGCCGUCAACUCCCAGUACUUCGUCGCCAAGAACAUCACCUUCAAGAACACUGCGCCGGUGCCGCGGCCGGGGGCGCUGGGGAAGCAGGGGGUGGCGAUGCGGAUCUCGGCGGACAACGCGGCGUUCGUGGGGUGCAACUUCGUGGGCGGCCAGGACACGCUGUACGACCACCUGGGCCGCCACUACUACCGCGACUGCUACAUCGAGGGCUCCGUCGACUUCAUCUUCGGCAACGCCCUAUCCCUCUACGAGGGGUGCCACGUGCACGCGGUGGCGCCGCAGUACGGCGCGCUGACGGCGCAGAACCGGAAGAGCCUGCUCGACGACACGGGCUUCUCCUUCCUCAAUUGCCGGGUGACGGGCUCCGGCGCGCUCUACCUCGGCCGCGCAUGGGGCACCUUCUCCCGCGUCGUCUUCGCCUACACCUACAUGGACAACAUCAUCAUCCCCCGCGGCUGGUACAACUGGGGCGACCCGACUCGCGAGAUGACGGUGUUCUACGGGCAGUACAAGUGCACGGGGCCGGGGGCCAACUACGCCGGCAGGGUGGACUGGUCCAGGGAGCUCACCGACGAGGAGGCCAAGCCAUUCAUAUCGCUCAGCUUCAUCGAUGGGCUGGAGUGGCUCAGGUUGUAGCACCGGUCGAACUUCGCAAAGUAGCAGAGGAAUUAACUUGAUUGAUUCUGUUGCAAUAUAUUUCUUUUUUAUCCGGGUUUUUCUUCUUCCGUUUUAGAGUGAGUAACGAGCUGGCGGUUCUGAUUUCUGACAAAGACCUCAAAUAGUAACAUGCUUUACGGCGUCACAUGCAUUUAUCGGAUGCCUUUGUAGUGGA
Lolium rigidum is the source of this 1384-nucleotide messenger RNA. RefSeq names its product probable pectinesterase 53. The record is from RefSeq and is a predicted model, not a curated record. The transcript is spliced from 5 exons. Gene Ontology annotation, biological process: cell wall modification. Lineage: Eukaryota; Viridiplantae; Streptophyta; Magnoliopsida; Poales; Poaceae. Bases 1 to 1188 code for a protein of 395 amino acids. Gene Ontology annotation, molecular function: pectinesterase activity.